AUGUUUUGUUUUGUUUUCUUUAUAUUUUCAAGGCAAACAUCCAAUGAUGUUAUCAUAGAUCAUGGAUACAAUGCUGAAUUUUUCUUCCAUAACACUGGUUAUAAUAAUCAGAUCGAAGGAGAAGAUUUGAACGUAAUUCCAGCGUGGUCUGCGGGAUAUUCCGGCAAAAACUAUAAUAUUACAGUUGUUGGAGGUGGAUGCAGACUUGCACACCAUGAUUUUAACGAAACUGCUGAUUAUCAAAAUUCAUAUAAUUAUAUAACGAAAUUAAACAAUCCAUUUACAAGUACUCAGAAAUCUCAGGUCGGAACAGCAGUUUUGGGCCUAGCAGCUGCCAACAUAAAUAACUUUGGAAUUGUUGGAGCUGCUCCUGAUUCUUCUGUUUCGUGCAUUGCAUUCGAUACCGCACAGAAAUUAGUUAAAGACACAGAUAUGGAGAAAUACCUCUUUGAAAAGACAAAGCAUGCAGAUGUUUUGGCAAUUCCGUUUUUAAUGAUGGGACCAAAGCCAUAUCUUCCAAAUACAGCACUCCAGGAGAAGAUGAAGGAAGCUGCUACUAAAAAUAACAUUGUCAUUGUAAAUAGUGCAGGAAAUUCCGGUCAUUUAGGUGGAGAUGUAAAUCAUUACGCAACUACAUGCUCACCACAUUCAAUAACAGUCGGAUCUUCAACAGUUAGAGGCUCUCCUACAUACUAUACUAAUAACGGAGCUUGCAUUUCUGUUACUUCUCCAAAUUCUGGUCUUCCUGAUGAAUUUCCUGUAGAAAUGGCAAGAUAUCCGAUGAUACCUCAUCCAUCUUCCGAUGAUGAUGAGCUUCUUGAGGUUUCUCAUGGAGAUAAUCGUCAUGCAGUCGGACCAAUCGCAGGAAUUGCCGCUUUAAUACGUAAUGCUAAUCCAAAUCUUACACCAUACGAUAUACAAGUCAUUAUGGAGCUUACAGCUACAAGGAAUGAUCCAAAUUCUCCAUUAUGGAAACAAAAUGCCGCCGGAAACUACUACCAUCCACAACUUGGCUUCGGAAGAGCCAAUGCAGCCCUUGCUGUUGACGUUGCCAAGCAAUGGACCAAUAAAUUGACACCAUCCACCUCAGAAAAGUCAUUUACAAAUUCAAAAGGAAAUUACAUAAGUUACGGUUCUAAUUCCCCAACCGAAAUUGACUUUUCCAUAAGUUCAAACAUUAAUUUUGUUUCUUAUGUCGAAUUACAGAUAAAUACUUCGAAUGUUGACCUGAACAUGGCGAAGAUAGAAGUGCAAUCUCCACAGGGAUCAAGGUUUACUGUCCUUUAUCCUUCAAUUUUCCAAGAAGAUUCGGAUGAUUUUAUUAUUAACGUAAAACAGUCAAUUAAAUCAAAGAUGACAAUAGGAAUUAGAUGUUUCCUCGGUGAAAAAGCAGCUGGAACAUGGAAAGUCUUCAUAAAAUACAGUAAUUACUAUCCUGAGGUCACAUUGUACGAUUCCAAGCUUAUUAUCUACGGAUUUGAGUCAGUUAAGAUACCAACAUUUACAAAAGUUGUUGGAAAAGAAAGUGAAUUGAAAUAUGCCCAAUUAAAUUCAACAUCUUGGAUUAAAAUGCCUUCAGAUUUUGAAUGUGACAAACUCACGAAUAUUAACUUAUCUACAUUUACAGAAAACUACCAGGAUAUUCCAGUUCCUUUAUAUUUAGUUAAUAAGAAAGAUUCUAGUCAUGUACUGAUCGGAUCUCAUUAUACAUCUUACAAACCAUCAAAUUUGUCUAUUAACGUCCCAUGUAUCUAUAAAUCAGGCGAUUACGGACUUUCAUUUAGAUAUGAAAAUACAAUUUUCCAGGUUUCUCAUGAUUUCAAGCUCACCAACCAUCAUGAUGUGACAUUGUUUAAGCCAAAGCCGCACGCGAUCAUCAAAGAAAAUCCAUUGUUCGUGA
This is a messenger RNA of Trichomonas vaginalis G3, 1900 nucleotides long. RefSeq names its product serine-type endopeptidase protein. The annotation marks the transcript as partial. The record is from RefSeq and is a predicted model, not a curated record. NCBI's taxonomy places the organism in Eukaryota, Parabasalia, Trichomonadida, Trichomonadidae. Gene Ontology annotation, cellular component: membrane. Gene Ontology annotation, molecular function: serine-type endopeptidase activity. Gene Ontology annotation, biological process: protein processing. The transcript has a single exon.